AUGGGCUUCGGAAAAAUAUGGGUCAAUUACCCCAUCUCUCUCUCUCUCUCUCUCUCUCUCUCUCUCUCUCUCACGCACGCAUCUUUUAGGGAUUUCAUUAUCGGUGCAGAAAGAAACGAUCUUUAUUCAGAGUUCGGCGGCGGAGAAUGGGCGACGAAAGUGGUGGAUGCGGUGGGGGAACCGAUCCCGACAUCAUCUGUGUUGAUGUCAGCCGCGAAGCACAUUGAAAUCAAAUGUAUGUCCGAAAACGUGGAGUUCAUCAAGUGUAAGAAGAAAGAUCCGAACCCUGAGAAAUGUCUCGACAAGGGCCGCCAAGCUACUCGAUGUGCACUUGGAGUGCUAAAAGAUCUGUAUCAGAGAUGCAAAGACCCCAUGGAAGCUUAUGUGGGAUGCAUGUAUUACCAUACAAAUGAGUUUGAUUUGUGUCGCAAAGAGCAGCAAGCCUUUGAGAAAGCUUGCCCUUUGGAUUGAC
Molecule: messenger RNA, 472 nt
Organism: Hibiscus syriacus
Lineage: Eukaryota; Viridiplantae; Streptophyta; Magnoliopsida; Malvales; Malvaceae
Product: NADH dehydrogenase [ubiquinone] 1 alpha subcomplex subunit 8-B-like
Exons: 3
Coding region: 1-471 (156 amino acids)
Biological process (GO): mitochondrial electron transport, NADH to ubiquinone
Source: RefSeq, a predicted model, not a curated record